Messenger RNA from Aspergillus welwitschiae, 639 nucleotides. RefSeq lists its product as uncharacterized. The transcript is spliced from 3 exons. The record is from RefSeq and is a predicted model, not a curated record. Bases 1 to 639 code for a protein of 212 amino acids. NCBI's taxonomy places the organism in Eukaryota, Fungi, Ascomycota, Eurotiomycetes, Eurotiales, Aspergillaceae.
AUGGAAGGUAAUUGUAUCGAUUCCGCUGAAGGCGAGCCUAGAAGCGAAGAUGCUAUACCCAACACAUUCGAUCUCUAUCUUGACAGUAUUGAGGGAGCCGCCAAUGUGUCCGGCGAGACACAUGAGGAUGCGACGCAUAUUGAGGAAGAACUAGCACGAAUCAGACUACCCGCAAGUUUCGAUGGCCUCAUGCAAGAUUACAGUCUGGCUCUUGGAACGGGACAUGAAUGUGUGGAAAUGGCUUUUCCCAGACUGGAUGCCAUUCUCUUUUUGCUGCUGGCUGAAAUGAAAAAGAGAUUUCCUCUAACCUUGCAAGCCAACGAUUAUGUACCUAGCUUUUUCAGCCAAGUUCCUCUCGUUGUGGACCGUCGAGUUGCGGGAAUACCUGAUUCCUAUCAGGAGACAGUGGACUAUAUGCUGUGUUACGGGUCGAUUCCAGCCUUGGACACGAACCUUCUUGUGUACAGGGAUAAGGUGCUUCAUUCGGAUGCGAGAACCCGCACGGCCAUUUCGGUGAUUAAUCGGGUUCGGAGAAAUACCCGCAGAAACGCAGUCAUCUAUGGCAUUUACACAAAUUCCUAUCAAUGGACCUUCCUGAACUAUGACAAUAACGGAGUGGUUCGCGACCCCUUUACUUAA